This is a messenger RNA of Cannabis sativa, 2722 nucleotides long. RefSeq names its product pentatricopeptide repeat-containing protein At3g26782, mitochondrial. The record is from RefSeq and is a predicted model, not a curated record. Gene Ontology annotation, molecular function: RNA binding; protein binding; zinc ion binding. The transcript has 2 exons. NCBI's taxonomy places the organism in Eukaryota, Viridiplantae, Streptophyta, Magnoliopsida, Rosales, Cannabaceae. Gene Ontology annotation, biological process: RNA modification. Bases 247 to 2223 code for a protein of 658 amino acids.
AAUUAAAAUGUGCUAAAAAGAUAAGCAGGAAAACAAAAGUUGCUACUACACCUAACUUCUUCUUAUUUGUAUUAGAAAAAUGAUUCAUUCAUAUGGCUCAUGUUGUUGACAGGUGACAAACAAUGAUUGAGCUGAAGAUGAUUAUAGAGGGAGGAUAAUUUCAGUUGGGAUAUGCCAGGUCCCUAUUUGCUGAAGUUUUUCUUUUGACUUUGGAAUUGACCAACUUACAAAGCCCACGACGUAUUAAUGAAAAUCUCAAAAUCUAGUUUGUUCAUUAAAUUACCUUUGAAAGUAUGCACACUCCACUACUCUUCAAUUUCAUCCCAUUUCAAUCUCCGGGCUUUGUUCAAUAACUACGUUGAUAAAACCAAUGUCCACUCAUGGAACUCCAUCAUUGCCGACUUGGCUCGGAGUGGGGACUCAGUCGAAGCACUUGGAGCAUUCUCAUCCAUGCGAAAGCUGUCUCUCACUCCCAACAGGUCCACCUUCCCUUGCGUCAUCAAAUCAUCUUCGGCUUUGUUCGAUCUUCGCUCGGGCAAACAAGCCCACCAACAAGCUAUGGUCUUUGGUUUGGACUUUGAUCUCUUUGUGUCCUCUGCUCUUGUUGACAUGUACUCUAAAUGUGGUGAAUUGAGGGACGCACGAGUGCUUUUUGAUUGUAUACCUCACAGAAAUGUAGUGUCUUGGACGUCUAUGAUUACUGGGUAUGUUCAAAAUGGAGACUCCCAUUCAUCAUUGUCGCUUUUUAAGGAGUUCUUGAUCGAAGAAGGUGAAAAUGUGGAUGUUUCUAUAGAUCCAGUUGUUGUGGUUGCGGUUCUCUCAGCUUGUUCUCGUGUUUCAGAAAAGGAAGUUACUGAAGGCAUUCAUGGGUUUGUGGUGAAAAGAGGCUUUGAUGGAGAUUUAGGGGUUGCAAACACUUUGAUGGAUGCAUAUGCCAAGUGCAGUGAGCUGCGUCUGUCUAGAAAGUUGUUUGAUGGAAUGUUUCUAAAAGAUGUAGUUUCUUGGAACUCAAUGAUUGCGGUGUAUGCCCAGAGUGGAUUCUCAGCAGACGCUUUGGAAGUUUUCUACGAGAUGAAAAAGGCUGGAAAUAUGAACUAUAAUGCGGUUACCUUGUCUGUUUUGCUAUUAGCCACUGCUCAUUCAGGCACUCUGCGGACUGGGAAGUGCAUACACAAUCAGGUUCUGAAAAAGUGUUUGGAAGAGAAUGUUGUGGUGGGCACUGCUCUGAUUGAUAUGUAUUGCAAAUGUGGGAAAGCGGAGAUGGCAAGGAAGACUCUUGAUUGCAUGAAGGUGAAGAAUGUUAAAUCAUGGACAGCCAUGAUUAAUGGUUAUGGUAUGCAUGGACGUGCAAGAGAAGCUUUGGAAGUCUUUUACAAGAUGAUUAAGAAUGGAGCCAAACCAAAUUACAUAACCUUUGUAUCAGUUCUAGCUGCUUGUAGCCAUGCUGGUCUAGUAGAAGAAGGCUGGCGUUGGUUUCAUUCAAUGAAGCAUGAAUUCAGCAUAGAACCUGGGGUUGAGCACUAUGGUUGCAUGGUUGAUCUUCUUGGGCGAGCUGGCUAUCUCAAGAAGGCUUAUGAUUUGAUAAAUGAGAUGAAAGUAAGGCCUGAUUUUGUAGUCUGGGGUUCCCUUCUUGGAUCUUGUAGAAUACACAAGAAUGUUGAGCUUGGGGAGAUUUCUGCUAGAAAAUUGUUUGAGUUAGAUCCAAAUAAUUGCGGGUACUAUGUUUUGCUGUCAAAUAUAUAUGCUGAUGCUGGUAGGUGGGAAGAUGUUGAGAGGAUGAGAGUACUAAUGAAGAAUCAGGGACUUGUUAAACCACCUGGAUUCAGUUUGGUUGAACUGAAAGGAAGAGUUCAUGUAUUUUUGGUUGGAGAUAGAGAGCAUCCUCAACACCAGCAGAUUUAUGAGUAUUGGGAAGAACUGAUUGUGAAGCUGCAAGAAGCUGGCUACAAACCCAAUAUCGCAUCAGUUGUUCACGAUGUUGAUGAGGAAGAGAAGGAAAUGACCUUAAAAAUCCAUAGUGAGAAGUUGGCUGUUGUCUUUGGAAUCAUGAAUUCUAUUCCUGGGACAACAAUCCAGAUCAUAAAGAAUUUGAGGGUCUGCGGGGACUGUCACACCGUACUUAAGUUGAUAUCCAAAGUUGUUGAUCGAGAAAUAGUUGUCAGAGAUUUAAAGCGAUUCCAUCAUUUUAGUGGUGGUCUCUGUUCUUGUGGAGAUUAUUGGUGAUUUUGCAGCUUCAAGAAUCAAAAUGUUCUUUCUACACAAUUGAGUAGAUUUCUCAAAUAAAAAGGAAAAUUCUCAUUAAUUAAGUAUACUAACAAACAAAUGAACAAAGACAACACAUGAAACUCUCUUGCAUCUGUAACUUAAAGAAUAUGCACAGAAAGAUUAUAUCCUCUUAUAUAUAUUUAUAUAUAUAGAAUAAAGUUCUCAACACAGAUUAGCAUGAUCAACAUUUGGAAAGCGAAACUUAAGACCAGCCUAAUGAGAUGCCCAAAACGUGAGAGAAGGAACCCCCAAGUGGUUUGACUUCGACGAUUAUAUUCAAUGAAUGAAUCUAAGGAGACUAAUUGGUCUAUGUAACUGAAGUACUUUAAAUUCUAUUUUUCAUUUUUAAACCUGGAGCGUUGCGCUUGGGUUGAAUGGUAUGUAUGUAUAAUGGCUGGAUAGUAAUGCAGAAGAAUAAAAAUGAUUGUGAUUACAGUUCACCUUUCUCACGUCUUCA